AUGAUACCAUUUAAGAUUCUGGUAUGGAAUUGUAGGGGACUUAAUAACAGUGAAACUCAAGAUGCCCUUGUCAGUCUUGUACGUCAGCGAAAUCCGAGUAUUAUUUUCCUCUCAGAAACCCUAGCUUCACCAGAUUUGUUGUCUGAUGUCAGGAGGAAUUUGGGUUUCGAUGGCGUCAUCUGCUCUCCAUGUAGCGACGAGUGUCGUGGUCUUGGCUUGUUCUGGCACAAUGAAAUCCCAGUACGUCUCCGAAACUACUCUACCAAUCAUAUUGACGUCAAGGUUGGGGCUAUUGGAUCAGCAAGGGUCUUCCGAUUCACAGGAAUUUGCGGGGUAGCUACUAUGGCAGAUCGUAUUAUCACAUGGAAUCUACUGCGAACCCUAGCGGCUCAGCUUAAUAUGCCAUGGAUUGUGGUUGGAGACUUUAACGAAAUCUUGUGUCUGGAAGAUAAAUCCGGUGGUCCCCCUUGCAAUAUAGCCCAAAUGAAUCGGUUUAGACAAGCCUUGGUGGAUUGUGAUUUGAUGGACAUGGGGUUUGUUGGCUCCCGCUACACUUGGGCUAACCGAUUCACGAAAGAGAGACCUGAUAGGGCAUGCCAGAAUGUGCAUUGGAGGAACCUUUACCCGUUUUCUCGAGUUCUGACAUUACCCUUGAGUCGAUCUGAACACUGCCCUCUGCUGAUUGAGGUGAUCCCAAAACUACCACCCUCUUCUCGAACACCAAAGGCCUUUCGAUUUGAGGAAAUGUGGCUGCAGCAUGAUGAUCUUCCAAACGUCAUUAACCAAGGUUGGAUGACUCCAGCAACAGAGACAGUUGACCUCGCUGCUUUAGAGACCAUCCUUGACUCCAUGCAGGCCAAAGUUACUGAGGAAAUGAAUCGAGAUCUUUUGGCUCCUUAUACUGAUGGUGAGAUCAAGACAGCCUUGUUCCAAAUGCAUCCGUCUAAAUCCCCUGGACAGGAUGUUAGGGAUAUUCUAUGCACUGGGAGGAUUCCACAAGAAUCCAAUUUCACAUAUUUGACUCUCAUUCCAAAAAUCAAAGAACCACAACUACCCUCUGAUUUAAGGCCCAUUGCUUUAUGCAAUGUCGUCUACAAGAUUGCUUCCAAGGUUCUAGCAAACCGAUUGAAGAUGAUUCUCCCCCAAAUUGUAUCUCCUUUACAGAGUGCCUUUGUUCCCGGGAGGCUCAUCUCGGACAACACCUUAGUGGCUACAGAGUUGGACAUCUCCAAAGCUUAUGAUAGAUUAGAGUGGCAAUAUGUGGAAGCGGUUUUACUGAAACUUGGUUUCUGUCGUGAUUGGGUGAGUGUGGUUCUCGCCACUAUUAAAUCUGUUAGCUACUCUGUCCUUGUGAAUGGUAAUCCGACAGGGUUCAUCUUGCCAACUCGAGGUAUUCGACAAGGUGAUCCACUAUCACCGUACCUCUUUAUUCUGUGUGCUGAAGGACUAUCAUCACUUAUCUCUUCCUGCGUGCAGAAUGGUUCUAUUAAAGGUUUGUUAAUGUCGCCGACUGCUCCGGUUAUUCACCACCUGCUAUUUGCUGAUGAUAGUUUCUUGUUUGGAGAGGCUACGGUUCAUGAGUGUCAAGCCUUCAAGAACCUGCUUUCUAUUUAUGCUAGGGCUUUAGGGCAGAUGAUCAAUUUGCAAAAAUCCAGCGUGGUUUUUAGUGGUAAUGUUAGCCAACAGGUUCGAAAUCAUCUUUCCUCCAUUCUCGGUGUGAAGUGUGUUAAGGAACAUGGUCUUUAUCUGGGACUACCUAUUCAUGUAGGUCAUAAUAAGAAUGCUAUAUUUUCUUAUUUGAAAGAGAGGCUUUCCAAGAAAUUGAUCAGCUGGCGCUCAAAGAUUCUUAGUGCAGGUGGCAAGGAGUUACUAAUCAAAGUAGUAGCUCAAACCUCACCUAACUAUGUCAUGAACUGUUACUUAUUACCCAAGUCUCUUUGUGAUGAUCUUCAACAGCUUUGUUCCCAAUUCUUUUGGGGAAGUAUAGAUGAGAAGAGAAAGAUUCAUUGGCAAUCUUGGGACUGCAUGUGUAUUCCUAAGGAGGCUGGUGGAUUGGGGUUCAAACAUCUCCAUGCUCAUAAUUUAGCCAUGUUAGCUAAGCAAGGUUGGCGGCUUCUUUCCAACCCAGACUCUCUUGUUGCUAGAGUGUUCAAGGCUAUUUUUCAUCCAUGGGGGUCGUUUCUUACUAUCGACAUGGGGGACAGGCCUUCCUAUUCUUGGAGGAAUAUUAUGGAAGCCAGACUUGUGUUACAUGCAGGUCUGUUUUGGCGAAUUGGUGAUGGCACCUCGGUGAAGAUGUGGGAGGAUGAUUGGAUACCGAAUGUCCCUGCUCAUUCUCUUGAGAAACCGCCUGAUACAAUUUUUGAUAUGGUCUCUAAUUUGAUCAAUGCUCCAGAAUGUGCUUGGGACAUCCCUGCAGUUCAUGCUUGUUUUCCUCCUGAUGUAGCUUCUCACAUGUUAUCUAUUCCAUUAAGUACAAGAGUGGGAGUUGACAAGGCUGCUUGGAAAUUGGAGAAAUGGGGUUCUUUUUCAGUCAAAUCAGCCUAUACUAUUGCUCGAGAUUUUUCUAUUGGCAAUGUAUUUGCUUCAGCGUCUAUGGGUGAUCCUUAUGCACCUCUGUGGAAAGCCUUGUGGAAAGCAAAUGUCCCCAAUAAAGUGGCCAUUUUUGGUUGGAGAGCUGCUCAUUAA
Molecule: messenger RNA, 2688 nt
Organism: Rosa chinensis
Lineage: Eukaryota; Viridiplantae; Streptophyta; Magnoliopsida; Rosales; Rosaceae
Exons: 4
Coding region: 1-2688 (895 amino acids)
Molecular function (GO): catalytic activity
Source: RefSeq, a predicted model, not a curated record